AUGUUGAAGAAGAAGUUAGAUGCCUUCAUGAUUCACAGGUUGACUAAAUCCAGUACAUAUCAUGCUUCAUUUAGCUUGUUGUUCUCCAGGAGUGGGUGGAGAGGAGUGGUUACUUUCAAAUUAAACGAAUUAAACACAUCUGCAAGCCUAAAGGAAGUGGCUAGUAUUAAUGAGCUUCAUUGUGGAAUGAAAUCCCUUCUUUACGUAGCGCCAAUUACUUUAGUAACAUUAAUAGGUGGUAUCAAGACCUCUCAGUUUUCUACAUUAGAUCUUGUAAUUGUAAAUUUGAACAGGGCAAAGGGAGGAGGAGAAGAAGAAGGAGGCAAUGGGAUGGGAAUGGGGAAUAGCAAACUAUUUCCAGCAACAUUUUUAGCGUCUGUAAGUAAUUGCUUCAAGUUCAAGACUUUGCCUCUGGUAGAUCAUUCUGCCAGCCCUCAAAUGAAAAAUAGCCACACCAAAAUCAGUAUUUCACAUUUUAGAGUGAAUUAUGUGAAUUUGGCAUCUCAUGUUAAAGACAUUAAAAGGCUUAGCUAUUUACUCCCUCACAUAUACGUCCAUGUUCAAGAUGUUGGCGAUCAAACUCCUCAACUAAAUUUCCCAUAUGCAUAG
Molecule: messenger RNA, 609 nt
Organism: Echinococcus granulosus
Lineage: Eukaryota; Metazoa; Platyhelminthes; Cestoda; Cyclophyllidea; Taeniidae
Exons: 9
Coding region: 1-609 (202 amino acids)
Source: RefSeq, a predicted model, not a curated record